AUGCAGCUCGAUGGUUUGCCCGAAAAGGUACAUCGCGGCGUUUUGGGCGACAACAGCGCUGCCUGGGGUGUCGACGGGCCCCCGGGGGCGACGGGGGUGCUCUCGCGGGGGGUCCCCCCAGUCAAGGGGGUCUGGGGCGCAGUCCCAGUUGAAGCCUAA
Emiliania huxleyi CCMP1516 is the source of this 159-nucleotide messenger RNA. RefSeq lists its product as hypothetical. Bases 1 to 159 code for a protein of 52 amino acids. NCBI's taxonomy places the organism in Eukaryota, Haptophyta, Isochrysidales, Noelaerhabdaceae. The transcript is spliced from 2 exons. The record is from RefSeq and is a predicted model, not a curated record.